CAUCAGACCGCUAGAAAAGCUCCCCAUGAUCUCCGGCAUAGACGGAUAUAGGAACGUAGUAAGUCCUUGUGUAUAGUUGUGGUAAGCUAAUAUUUCAGCAAAUAUAUACUUGUUACUCAAGUCUUUCUCAAAAGCCAAGAAAAUCAUACUUUAUAUGGCGGCAGCAACUAGUCUAAAAUCAUUAAAUUAUUGUGCUGAAUUGUUUCUUGUUUGUGUCAAUAGUUAUCACCAUGGCUCUUGCACUCCCUGCCGAGCUUGCCGGCAGCCUUACCGAACGCGAGGCCAUUGCGGACACGCUUCACCGUGCAGUCCUUGCUUUCGACAACGCCGACGAUGCACUACUCCUCUCGGCCAUCACAGAGGACAUUUCUGUCGAGAUGCUCGGCUUCUCUGCGAAAGGCGUCGCGGAGAUCAAAGCUGCCGUUUUCGAUCGUGUAUCUAAGCUCGACACAACACACUUCCUGUCCAACAUCCGCGUCUCCAUCGAGAGCGCCACUACGGCCAAAGUGACAUGCUCCGCUUUGAGUCAGCACGUCCGUCCUGGAAAAGGUCUGGAGCCGGGAUCGUCUAAAUUUACCGCGGGUGGUAUGUACCUGUGCGAUGUAGUCAAGGUUGGCAGCUUGUGGAAAAUCAGCGCUUGGAAAAUGAAUAUUGUCUGGACGGAAGGUGACCAGACUGUCAUGGAAGGGCAAUAAGUAGGCGCUGCAAGAGGAUAUAUGUAUAGGGUUUAACAGCC
This is a messenger RNA of Truncatella angustata, 736 nucleotides long. RefSeq lists its product as uncharacterized. Bases 231 to 695 code for a protein of 154 amino acids. The transcript has a single exon. NCBI's taxonomy places the organism in Eukaryota, Fungi, Ascomycota, Sordariomycetes, Amphisphaeriales, Sporocadaceae. The record is from RefSeq and is a predicted model, not a curated record.